Hypomesus transpacificus is the source of this 1757-nucleotide messenger RNA. Its product is annotated as E3 ubiquitin/ISG15 ligase TRIM25-like. Gene Ontology annotation, molecular function: protein binding; zinc ion binding. The record is from RefSeq and is a predicted model, not a curated record. NCBI's taxonomy places the organism in Eukaryota, Metazoa, Chordata, Actinopteri, Osmeriformes, Osmeridae. The transcript has 6 exons. The coding region runs from base 57 to 1721 and encodes 554 amino acids.
UUUGAGAAACGAAACUGACCUGUCUUUUCCUUUGUCUGGGUGAGAAGAACAGUAAAAUGGCUCGACAAGGAGUUUUGCUGGACCACAAUCAGUUCAGUUGUUCAAUCUGUCUGGAUCUACUGAAGGAUCCUGUGGCUACUCCCUGUGGACACAGCUACUGUAUGAGCUGUAUAAAAGACUACUGGGAUCAGGAUGAUCAGAAGGGAGUCUACAGCUGCCCCCAAUGCAGACAGACCUUCACUCCCAGGCCUGUUCUGAGGAAAAACAACAUGCUGGCUGAGGUGGUGGAGAAGCUGAAGAAGACAGAACUCCAAGCUGCUCCUCCGGCUGACAGUUUUGCUGGACCUGGAGAUGUGCUGUGUGACGUCUGCUCUGAGAGGAAGCAGAAAGCCCUCAAGUCCUGUCUGGUGUGUCUGGUCUCUUACUGUGAGGCUCACCUACAGCCUCACUAUGAAUCUCCAGCCUUUAAGAAGCACAAGCUGGUCAAAGCCUCUUCACAACUGCAGGAGAAGAUCUGUUCUCGUCACGAUGAAGUGAUGAAGAUUUUUUGUCGUACUGACCAGCAGUGUAUCUGUUAUCUGUGUUCUAUGGAGGACCAUAAAGGUCACGAUACAAUCUCAACUGCAACAGUAAGAACUGAAAAACAGCGGGAGCUUGGACUGAGUCAACAGGAUAUUCAGAAGAGAGUCCAGCAGAGAGAAAAGGAGCUGAAGGAGCUCCAGCAGGCUGUGGAGUCUCUGACUCGCUCUGCACAAGCAGCAGAGGUGGACAGUGAGAGGAUCUUUACUGAGCUGAUACGCUCCAUUCAGAGAAGACGCUCUGAGGUGAAGGAGCUGAUCAGAGCCCAGCAGAAGGAAGCAGUGAGUCAGGCUGAAGGACUGGUGGAGAGACUGGAGCAGGAGAUAGCUCAGCUGAAGAGGAGAUAUGAUGUGCUGGAGCAGCUCUUACACACAGAAGAUCACAUCCAUUUCCUCCAGGGUUAUCAGUCUCUCUCCAGCCCCAGUGAAUCUUCAGAUUUACCCAGCACCAUCGCCCCUCAUCGUAAGUACUUCUGUGAUGUGAGGGAGGCUGUGUCCAAGCUGAAAGAGAAACUAGAGGACAUCCUUAAAGGGGAGUGGCCAAAGAUCACAACCACCGUGAAUCAAGUGGAUCUUUUACUGCCACCAGAGCCCAAGACCAGAGCAGACUUCUUACAAUAUUCCUGUCAGCUCACACUGGACCCAAACACAGCAUACAAACAUAUCUCUCUGCCUGAGGGGAACAGAACAGUAAAACCUACUUCACAAGUUCAAUCAUAUCCUUAUCAUCUAGAGAGAUUCAAUCACACCGGGCAGGUGCUGUGUGGAAAUGCUCUGUCUGGACGCUGUUACUGGGAGGUGGAGUGGAGUGGAAGGGUUGGUAUAGCAGUCUCAUAUAAAGACAUCAGCAGAACUGAGUCAGGUAGUCCAUCUAAAUUUGGAUACAAUGAUAAAUCCUGGUGUUUAGAGUACUCUGGUAAAUCUUUUUAUUUCAGACACAAUAAUGUUGAGACAGUAACAUCAAGCUUUGGUUCCAGAGUAGGAGUGUACCUGGAUCACAUGGCAGGUACUCUGUCCUUCUACAGCAUCUCUGACACAAUAAUCCUCAUCCACAGAGUCCAGACCACAUUCACUCAGCCACUCUAUCCUGGGUUUGCAUGUUGGUCUUUGCGGUCCACUGCCAAGCUGUGUGAGCUGGAGUAGUUCACAUUAGUGUCCUUCCCUCCUUACAUCUCUGGU